Mycotypha africana is the source of this 306-nucleotide messenger RNA. RefSeq lists its product as uncharacterized. The transcript has a single exon. The record is from RefSeq and is a predicted model, not a curated record. Lineage: Eukaryota; Fungi; Mucoromycota; Mucoromycetes; Mucorales; Mycotyphaceae. The annotation marks the transcript as partial.
AUGUGUGCUGUUAUAGAUUCCAAUCAGUCUCUUGUUACGAGUGAAAGAGAAACUCAGCAGUUUACUUCUGCGGAUACACAUAAUGAUUGCGAUACUGAACAUUACCAUGAAGAAACAGAGUUUUCUCUUAUACAUUAUAUAAACUGUGAUGAAUUAUUAAACGCAGUUGCAGUUAACUUCAAGUCACACUCGAGGCAUGAAAAGUUCGAUCAAAAGGUUGAACGUAUAAGAGAACGCAUCAAAGAUACCCCAGACUUUUUAUUCCGUGUACAAACUGAUGGAUCACUUACAUUGUGGGGAAUACAG